Suillus subaureus is the source of this 1694-nucleotide messenger RNA. RefSeq names its product histidine phosphatase superfamily. The coding region runs from base 16 to 1305 and encodes 429 amino acids. The transcript has 9 exons. Lineage: Eukaryota; Fungi; Basidiomycota; Agaricomycetes; Boletales; Suillaceae. Gene Ontology annotation, molecular function: acid phosphatase activity. The record is from RefSeq and is a predicted model, not a curated record.
CUAACUUAUCAAGCCAUGCUUGCCACCGUUCUGCUAUUCGCUCUGCCGUUUUGCACCGCAGAGUCAGCAUCCAGUUAUGCAGGAUCAACCGUCGUUGAUUCUUAUCCUCCCCCCGGUGCCACCAACACUGCUAUCGACACUUACUUCCCGGAUGCACCUCAAGUCGGUUAUGCAGGUCCAACGCCUACUGGUGCUGAACCUGCGGCAAUUGUCACUGCCAUCCCGUUCUCUAAGGUCGAAAACGUAUUUCCCUUGUCGAGGCCCAAUUCGGCAGACAGCGCAGACAUCACCUUCAAUGUGAUGCGUCAUUGGGGGAAUUUGGCCCCCUUGUACUCUGUGGAGUCGUUUGGUCUUUCUGGUGCAUCCCCUGUCAUCCCAGAAGGGUGUGGCAUCAACGCAGUGCAUCUCUUGAUGCGCCAUGGAGCCCGUUAUCCAACCUCUGGUUCCGGAGUUUCUGACUUCGCCUCUGAUAUUCAUGCUGCUGCAUCGGACGAAGGCUUCAGUGUCACUGGUGAUUUGGAAUUCUCGGCAACCUGGACAUAUAAGUUGGGCGCAGAAACCUUGACGCCUUUCGGCCGCGACUCGCUCUUCAGCAACGGGGUUGCUUUCCGUUACAGAUAUGGCGAGUUGCUCAAUGCCUUUACGGAUCUCCCAGUAUUCCGUACUACUUCUGAAGAUCGAAUGGUGGAUUCUGCCCUGAACUUUGCUGCAGGCUUUUUUGGGCUCGGAACUUACGAGACCGACUAUCACCAGGAGAUCAUCAUCGAGGAGAACAAUUUCAACAACACCCUCGCUCCUUAUGAUGUGUGCCCCAACUCCAAUACGGCGGAUAUCGGUAACUUCGGUGGCACUCAGGGUAAUAAAUGGGCGGAUAUCUAUCUCAAAGAUGCUCGGAAGCGCUUGCAACCAAUGAUCAAAGGAUUUAAUUUGACUAUCUCACGAUUGGUUGAUAUGCAGGAAAUGUGCGCGUAUGAGACCGUGGCCCUCGGAUAUUCCAAGUUUUGCGAUCUCUUCACUGAGAAAGAAUGGGAAGGAUACGAGUAUUACGUCGAUCUUAAUUUCUGGUACAGCUAUGGACCAGGUAGUCCAACAGCAGCAGCGCUGGGCCUUGGCUAUGUUCAAGAACUGGUGUCACGUCUCACUCACACUCCCAUCAAUGUCUGGAACAGCAGCACCAACAGCACUCUUGACUCGAGCAACAUCACAUUCCCUCUUAGUCAACCUACAUAUGUGGACGCUAGCCACGACGUGAUCAUUUCCACUAGUAUGCUGCCACCUCCUUCCUCUCCGAUGCCAGACUACUGACGGAAGGGCUCGGUCGUUACUGCUCUGAACUUCACUAGUCUAGCUGCAACUGGUCCUCUGCCAACCGACCAUAUACCCCAUCAUCGUUCUUUCAUUGUCAGCCAGAUUGCUCCUUUUGCCUGCCAGCUUGUAGCGCAGGUGCUCAGUUGCCCGGCCUCCGAGGAGCCGACCCAUAUCCGGUUCCUUCUGAAUGAUGGUGUGGUGCCGCUAACGGGCAUCCAUGGUUGCAUGGAAGAUUCGAAUGGUCUCUGCGCACUACCCAGCUUCAUCAGCGGGAUGUAUGAACGAAUUGGGGAGAUCAACUAUGCGCAUGAUUGCUUCGCCAAUUAUACCAUGCCCAAUCCCGACAACAUAAUCGAUGGAAGAUACCCUAGUUAAAAGGAUGAUUG